AAAAGGAAGGGGGGAAAACCCAUACUCUGUUUACGACCCCUGCCUCUCUGGUGCUCUCCGCCCCAGCCCCCACGUUCAGUUAUGGCUGCUGUCGCCAUCCAGAAGUUAAAUACGGUGGUUUUCCGCUCAUCUACUUCACCCAUCCCCCUCUCCCUCCUUUUCCCUCGUCCUUUAUAACUCUCUUAACCCUACCAUUCUUUCUCUGCAUAGGAAUCCUUCGGCAUCGCAGUCACUCACCCCAAAAUCUCAGCUCUAUAUCAAUCAAUUCAUUACCCCCACCAAAACCCACUUCUCAGUUCUCAACUUCUUCCCCUUUCCCCGCCUCUCCAAUCCAGAUCCAGCUCGAACGAACUCAAUCAAGCUUCCUCCAAUGGAUCUCUGCUUCCUCGACAAGUUAAAAGACCAGCCUUUUUAUCUCCUCCCUCUCUUAAUCUUAGGUUCCCUCACCGCCCUCAAAUUCUCCUUCGCCCUCCUCCAAUGGGUAUACGUUAAUUUCCUCCGCCAGGGCAAGAACCUCAAGAAAUACGGCUCGUGGGCGGUGGUUACCGGAGCUACUGACGGGAUCGGCAAGGGAUUUGCUUUCCAGCUUGCUCGCAAAGGAAUCAAUCUAGUAAUCGUCGGCCGGAACCCCGACAAGCUGAAAGAAGUCUCCGAUUCGAUUACCGCCAAGUAUGGUAAAGUUGAAGUCAAAACGGUGGUGGUCGAUUUCAGUGGGGAUAUCGACAGCGGGGUGACGAGGAUCAAGGAGACGAUUGAAGGGCUUGAUGUCGGAGUUUUGAUUAAUAACGUUGGCGUUUCGUAUCCAUACGCGAGAUUCUUCCACGAGGUGGACGCGGAGCUGCUGAGGAAUUUGAUUAAGGUGAAUGUGGAAGGGACGACUAAAGUGACUCAGGCGGUUUUGCCUGUGAUGUUGAAAAGAAAGAAGGGCGCCAUAGUCAACAUUGGAUCUGGUGCUGCCAUUGUGAUCCCUUCGGAUCCUCUCUAUGCUGUUUAUGCUGCUACUAAAGCGUACAUUGAUCAGUUCUCGAGAUGCCUUUAUGUUGAGUACAAGAAGAGUGGGAUUGAUGUGCAAUGCCAGGUAUUACCAUCAUCGAAUUCUCGAACUUGGAACUUUAGGGAUUUAAGCUUUGCACGUUGCAUAGUGCACAUUGCACAAGUUUAAGUUUGGAACUUGAAGGGGUUGAAUCGAUUGCCUGCUUUAUAAAGAGCUUAAGGAAGAAUCAUUAUGAUACAUUUUCUUGCAUGUUGAAGUGUUUAAUAUGCUACUGGGAGGUGCACGCGUAGAUUAGGAGGAGGGAAACUGCAAUCUGUGUUGAUGAUUAGGUGAAAUGAGGGUUAGGAAGUAUCUCUACGGUUCUUGUUUUGAGCACGAAACUGUUUAAAAUGGUAAUGAGAGGCUGAAAUGGAUUCUCUGUGGGGAUUAAAGUGAAAUGGAGUGCUUUCCUUGAGCUUCAUGCCAACUUUAAGAGUGUUUUUUUCGAGAAGAAGUAUAGGACUAAUAUAAUCAACCCACUUCUCACUUUGUAUGGAUGAUUUAGAAAUGAUGCAGCUUUUUCACAUAUCACAGCUCAAGAGCUGAUUUCAGAGGGAUUGCUUUGGUUACCUAUGGACCACUUGAUCCUUCAUUCACAUCAUCAUAAUACCAUUCCCAACUCGUACAUUGUGAAGUUCAUCACCUGGUUUCUCCGAAAAUGAGAUGAAUAGACAAUAGUCGAAUACUAGCUCUCGAGCUGUGAUAUGUGAUGUUAUGUAUGAUAUAAGCUCGUUCGCUGUACGUAUGUUAUGUUCAAUUCAAACUUUAUCGACUCAUCCAGAGUUCCCGAAAUGCAGGUUCCUUUAUACGUGGCCACAAAGAUGGCAUCGAUAAAGAGGUCCUCAUUCUUCAUUCCUUCGAACGAAGGUUACGCCAAGGCUGGACUGCGCUGGAUAGGGUACGAGCCUCGUUGCACGCCUUACUGGCCUCACUCGUUUCUCUGGGCUCUGAUAGGCGCCCUCCCAGAGUCAGCCGUGGAUGCGUGGAGGCUGAAAUUCUGCAUGGGGAUCCGCAAGAGAGGCCAGAAGAAAGACGCCAUGAAGAAAGACGAGUAAAGGAAGCCAUCUUUGCC
This is a messenger RNA of Linum tenue, 2105 nucleotides long. NCBI's taxonomy places the organism in Eukaryota, Viridiplantae, Streptophyta, Magnoliopsida, Malpighiales, Linaceae. The record is from the annotation of a GenBank genome assembly.